Messenger RNA from Aspergillus alliaceus, 1689 nucleotides. RefSeq lists its product as uncharacterized. The transcript has 2 exons. The record is from RefSeq and is a predicted model, not a curated record. Lineage: Eukaryota; Fungi; Ascomycota; Eurotiomycetes; Eurotiales; Aspergillaceae. Bases 1 to 1689 code for a protein of 562 amino acids.
AUGGAUUCUCAGCGCGAGCAUGUCGACUCUUACCCAACUAACUUCAAUAGUAUAUCUCCUAAUACUCAACCCUCUGAAGGUAUGCUCUCAGCUUUACUGCAGGGGGAUACAUCCUAUCAGAAUUAUGGGCCUCGUGAUGAUCCCACAGCAUUCCUUUCUGAAAGUAGUCAGCAUGUGCCCCUCAAUAUGUAUCCGCUCAACGAAGAGAUGAUACUCCCCGAGGUGGACAACUCUCUCUAUGAUGCUUCGUCCUACAGCUUUUACGACACUGAAAACAUCGAGACCUGGAAUAUGGCAGAGUUACAGAAACAGCAAUAUAUUGGCAAUUAUAAUGGACAGUUACAGCUACAACAGUCACCGAGCAUGUUAUCUAUGCCAAAUUUGGGGGUUUGCGAACCUGACGUGGCUUUACCAGACUUUGAUAGCUCAAAUGCAAGCGCAAGCCUGCCUUGCAGCGGAAGCAACAGCCUCAGCCAUCGCGGACUAACCGGGCGUUCUUUAUCAACACCCACGUCUAUAUCAUCGGAUAGCGGCAUGGAUCCAAUGCAGAGAUGGCGCGAGAGCCCUCCAGAAACCGAGCCAGCAUCUUUGUCAGCUAUAGCAGAUGCCUUACGCAAAAUGUCCACCCGAGGAGUGGUUGGUUCAAGCUCAGGCAGAAGAGCGGAAUCUAUUGCUAGCUUUCAAAGCGGCACAAGCCGUUCGUCAAGCUCGGUUGCAUCAGCCAGAUCGUCGAGAUCGGUCGGCCGCCGAAGCCCAAUACCUGCGUUCCGAGGCCAAGUUAGAAAGUCCCGGAAGAAUGAUGCAGUACGAAGUAGCAACGCUCGAAUAUUCCAUUGCACAUUCUGUUGCGAUACCUUUACGAGAAAGCACGACUGGACCCGCCAUGAAAAAUCUCUCCACCUGAAUGUCGAUCAAUGGGCUUGUGCUCCAUAUGGUGGCUCAGUUCUGUCACCCUCGACGGGAAGAAUCCACUGUGCCUAUUGCAACAUACUUGAUCCGACUGACGAUCAUCUGGAGAGCCAUAACCAUAGUGCUUGUCAUAGCGCCCAAGUGACGCGUUGUUUCAGACGCAAGGACCACCUUGUUCAGCACCUUCGCGGAUUUCAUAGUCUUAAAACUCUACCAAUUAUCGAAGACUGGAAGGUCGAACCUCCUUCGAUCAUCUCUCGCUGCGGCUUUUGUGAUGAACAGCUACCCUCAUGGCAAGCACGUGCCGAUCAUCUAGCGGCACAUUUCCGGCAAGGCUUGACCAUGAACGAUUGGAAAGGAGACCACUGCUUUGAAUCAUCUAUCGCAGCUCAGAUCCAAAACGCCUUCCCCCCUUACCUCCUGGGCUCUGAAGCCAAAAGCAUGGUACCGUUCUCUGCGACCGACCCAAGAACGCUCGAUCAUCUGUCCCAAAUUUAUCAACGAAAUGGAGAGGUAUAUUCAGACCGGCAACUCGAUGUAUUCGACUCUAACAUUAGACCGGUGUUUGAUCUCACUCCUACCUCUUAUUUAAGGUGGAUGACUUUUCGCUUAGGGCGUUUUGCACAACAAAGCAUCGCAAAUGGCGUUUUCCCUACCGAUAAGAUGUUCCAAGAUGAAUCCCGGCGGCUGGUGUAUGGGGAUAAAGAUGCAUGGGAGCAAACUAUAGCCGAUAACGACGAAUGGCUGUCCUCCUUUCGGAGACAGCACCUUUCGAGUUGA